Molecule: messenger RNA, 1356 nt
Organism: Exophiala spinifera
Lineage: Eukaryota; Fungi; Ascomycota; Eurotiomycetes; Chaetothyriales; Herpotrichiellaceae
Product: 3-isopropylmalate dehydrogenase
Exons: 2
Coding region: 1-1356 (451 amino acids)
Biological process (GO): L-leucine biosynthetic process
Cellular component (GO): cytosol
Molecular function (GO): NAD binding; 3-isopropylmalate dehydrogenase activity; magnesium ion binding
Source: RefSeq, a predicted model, not a curated record
AUGGCAGCACCAGUACUUCCCAACUCUGGCCCGCAGACGUUCCGCGUCCUCGUCCUCCCAGGCGACCAUGUGGGACCGGAAGUGAUGAAAGAAGCGAUCCGGGUGCUUGACGUCGUCGAGGCGUCGUCGCAGGGUCGAGUCAAGUUCCAGUACAACUGGCAGAUAUGCGGUGGAUGCAGCAUCGACAAACACGGCACGCCAAUCACGGACGAAGUGUUGCGAAUUGCAAAGGAGGAAAGCGACGCCGUGCUCUUUGGCUCAGCAGGGGGCCCUGAAUGGGGCACGAAACCACCCAAUCCCGAAGCCGGGCUCCUUCGGCUCCGCCAGCACCUCGACGCCUUUGCCAACAUCCGGCCGUGCAGAUUCUACUCGCGCAGCCUCGUCGAGCACUCUCCGCUGAAACGGUCGAUCGCCGAAGGCACCAACUUCAUCGUCCUCCGCGAGAACUGCAGCGGCGCCUACUUUGGACCCAAGGUCGAGGAGCCCGACAUGGCCAGCGACUCGUGGACGUACCGGCGCGAGGAGAUUGAGCGGUGCGCGCGCGUGGCUGCGGCGCUAGCGACGACCAUGGGCAGCGACGGCCAGGGCAACGGCCCCCCUGCGGUCGUGUGGUCCAGCGACAAGGCCAACGUGCUUGCGUCCGGCCGGCUGUGGCGGCGCGUCACGUCCGACGUCUUCGCCAAAGAGUUCCCGCACAUCGACCUCCGGCACCAGCUCGCCGACAGCCUCAGCAUGCUCAUGGUCAAGAACCCGCGCAUGUUCAACGGCGUCAUCCACACGGACAACACGUUCGGGGACAUGCUCUCGGACCAGGCCGGCGGCGUCGUUGGCACCCUCGGCGUGCUCCCCAGCGCGAGCCUGUGCGGCGUGCCUGACGGCCGCUCGCGCUGCCACGGCAUCUACGAGCCCGUGCACGGCUCCGCGCCCGACAUCGCCGGCAAGGGCCUCGUCAACCCGACCGCCCAGAUCCUCAGCGCCGCCAUGAUGCUGCGCUACUCGUUCGCCUUGCACUCCGAAGCCGCGGCCAUCGAGGCCGCCGUCGAAAAGAUCCUCGACGCCCGCGACAUUGGUGGCCUGGAAAUCAGGAGCGGCGACCUCGGCGGCAGCGCGACCACUUCCGAGAUGGGUGAUGCCGUCUGUCGAGUCCUGGCCGAGAUCCUCGACGGAAACAGCACUGGUGUCGCCACUGGGCAGAAUGGCUCUGCUACUGCUGCUGCUGCUGCUGCUGCUACGACGGCUCCUGGGGACAUGGUCUCGCCCGUGCACGAGACUCACAGCGGUGAAAACAAGCACUGGGAAAACCUACUGAAGAAAGAGCAUGGUCCUACAGGGCCAGGCGAGAGUCUCGUUCUUUGA